CCAAGAGAAGGAUUUGGACCUGUGAUUUUUUCAACAACAGCACCUACUAUACAGGAAAUGACUUUUCGAAAAAGGAGGAGUUUCACAGUGGUUGGCUGCUUAAAAAAAACAAUCCCCCUGGUUAUUUCCCCAACCUCAUUAUAAAUAAAAAUUCAGAAGAAAGAAAAGAAAAUGAUACAUGUGGCAUGGCACUGUAUGCCCUGACUUCUCAAAUCCUCGCUGAGAUAAGCAGCCACUGCCUCUUAGGCUGUUACUGUUUGUUUCACAAUGACAGCUAGAAACUUGGCUCUUUUUUUUUAGCAACAAAACAAGCCAAAUCUCCCGGAUCUGCCAGAGGCCGCCGGUUCCACACGCACGCACGCACACACACACACGGCGUGCAACGCUCAAGGUCGGAUCCAGCAUCUCUCCGUCCCCCUGGGUCUCUUCGCACAAGGCUCUGGAAGAUGCUCGGGCGCCAUUCCGUCCCCAGGAUACAGCAUCCGACCACAGAAAAAGGAGGCGAAGACGAGGAGGAGGGGAGGGGAAGCAGUGGCUGCUUGUAAGCCCUGGCUUCCCUUACCGAGGAACCGAAACCUCUAUUUCCGCCUCCCCCCUCCCCCACCAGCCACUUUCCACCCGCUCGCCGUGGGCUGAUGUCGCUGUUGCUGGAGGGAAGUGAAAAUGAAAUCGACUUUUCUGAGAACUGAUGAAAGCAGCGGAGCCUGCCAAUGAACGGCUGCGGCAAACUUCCGCACCCCUUUCUCUCCUUCCAGCCCCCACCUCCCCUUCUCUCGCUCUCUGCACAAACAGGCCUGGAAGAGGAGCAGGAGGAGGAGGAAGGGAGGGGGGGAUUUCCAAGACUCAGCUCCUCGCGGCUUCCUCCCCUUGUUUUGCUUUCGAUCUGGGCUGAUCUCCGCCAAAAGCAGAGGAGGAGGGAAUAACUUUUAGUUUUGCUCCCGCGAUUUAUGCAGCCGCCUGUUUUCCUUUCCAUUUUGCGUCUCUUGGCAACCGCGAUAACCUUGAAGGGAACUGCCAUAAAUAACGCGAAACAAACUUAUUGGUAAGGCAUUUUUUUCUAAACAAAAACCAAAACCCAAAUAUUAAUCCUUUGCAGAUUAGGCGUUUCUCUCCCCGCCCUCCACAUGAUUGAGACGCUUGCUUGCAGAAAUGUUGCUAUUGAUCUCGAUUGAAAACAAAAAUAAAAGGCCAGCGCCGUUGCGGGUCAUAUGAUUUUAGGUGCAGCUACUGGUAAGAGAAUGCAGGGCUUUUAAUUUCACUUUUGGAUUUGCAGAGGCUGGGAAGGGAUCGGCUGGAAGGACGCGUUUCUCUCGCUGGUUGUGGGGCUCUGAAACAGGCGGUUUGCUUAGGGGGUUGCCGGAUGGCGAGAAAUAGCAGCGGCAGAAACAAAGGCGAGGAGCGAUUGCGACGGGGCGGAAGGGAGAAAAUAAUCUGGAUUUAGGAGCACAGAAUCUGAACCGAGCCCAGGAGCACCUUGCUUGGGGGACGCGGAGGAAGCAACUUUUAUUUUCACUCCCGCGGAGGUUGACGAGAGAAGCUAAUGGAGCUGCUGAGCUGGUGGACACUUGUUGUUUUCGAUCCCGGAAUACGUUGGCCAUGCGGAUAUUAUUUCUGGCAGCUGACCAGCCUCUUCGCGGGCGUGGAAGCUAGGUGAGCGAGCGAGGGCCCCCAACCCUGCAAUACACGAAGGGGAGCGGUGCAUAAAACCGGGGGCCGGGCGGGGGAAGGAUUUCUCUUCCCACCUCGGGGACUUUGAACCCAGCCAUGGCGGGGCAAGGCCCGUUCUGGUAGAAAUCGCUUUGCCGAGAGAGGAGAGCCGGGCGGUUCCCGGGGCCCUGCGGCUGCCGCUUCCUAUAUGCUUUUCCUUUCCCUCUCGGUGCUGUGAAAUGAGGUCGGGGAGGGGGGAAUUGGGCUGGGUGGUUUCGUAACGUGUGCUUGGUACCGAAGGGCGCCGUGUGCUCUUUUUUUGCCUUUCCCCGCAGAGGCCUUGCGGCUGCCAUCUCCACUCUCCCCUGCCCCUCCCCGAGAGGCUGUAUGUAAGAGGAAGAACCAGGCAGGGAGGCGGCCUUGGGAUGGUGCCGGAGAGAAAGGAAGGAAAUGGCCACUUCCCGCCCUUAACUAGCAACUGGCGCUUGGGGGGGGGAGACACACCUGGAGGUGCCACUCUGCCAGCGGCGGCGGGGGGGCAGCCCCCGCCUCCCCCAAAUACAAGCGUGACCCCCCCCCCCGCGAAGUAGGUUGUUGGUUACACAAGCCUGGCUCGGCCACUUCCUUUUCUCCUCCGCCUCAGCGGCCGGGUCAAGCCGUGACGUGUCUGCUCCGCUUGGCCAAUGGGGAGCCGGCUUCGAGGCAAUAGAAGGCGGCACUGGAUACUUCUGCGGCUCGAGGCGUGGGAGGAGAAAGGCGAGACUAGGUGCAUUUUGUUCCAGGAAGCUAGGCUUAUCUGGUGCAAGGGCUGCCAGAUAUACCCCCUUUCGCGCGCUAGCCUUACCCGUUUUUGCUUGAAGUCAGGCCGAAUAGGUUGGAACCCGACGUUUUUUGUUUUUUGUUUUUUGCCAAGGGAUGGUUAAUAUUCUAGGGCAGGGUUUGGGGAAUCUGUGGGCCUCUAGGUGCUGCUAAACGGCAACUGCCAUCAACCCCCCAGCCAGCAUGGCCAGUGGUCAGGGAUGAUGGGAGUUGGAGUUCAGGAAUAUCUGACGACACAAGGUUGAGAAAGGCUGUUCUAGAGUGUCACAGCUGCCUAUGAUGGCUGCCUUUGUUGGUCAUUGUGUUUAGGUAAAUGCACUUGGGGACGCGGGUGGCACUGUGGGUUAAACCAUAGAGUGUAGGGCUUGCCAAUUAGAAGGUCGGCGGUUCGAAUCCCCGCGACGGGGUGAGCUCCGUUGCUCAGUCCCUGCUCCUGCCCUCCUAGCAGUUCGAAAGCAUGUCAAAGUGCAAGCAGAUAAGUAGGUACCGCUCCUGCGGGAAGGUAAACGGCGUUUCCAUGCGCUGCUCUGGUUCGCCAGAAGCAGCUUAGUCAUGCUGGCCACAUGACCCGGAAGCUGUACGCCGGCUCCCUUGGCCAAUAAAGCAAGAUUAGCUCCGCAACCCCAGAGUCGGCCAUGACUGGACCUAAUGGUCAGGGGUCCCUUUACCUUUACCUUUUAGGAAAGUGUACCUUAGAACAGAAGCUCUAGUUAGCAAAUUCAUGGUGCCACAUGCUCGAUUUUACUCUGGUUUAAUUAAUCUAAAAUCAUUACCACCCCAGUUUAUGCUUUGCCACUUUUAAAGGAUUUGUUCUAACAACCUUAGAUUGUGGCAUGGCAGCCCCUUUGCUCACUGGGAUUUAGCCGUUAAUUUUCAUGUGCAGAGGCAGCAGGCAUACACAGUGCAGAGCAGGUCUUUUGUGAAAACCCAGUGUGCACAGAGUUCUGUGCAUGUCUUGUAUGUGACUGUCUCUAAGGAGACAGCUAGAAGUCAGCAGUGGUUUCCACACUUCAGGAAGCCAUUAGAAUUUUACAUGAAUUAAAAUUUGAUAGUCUGUAAACCUGCAUUUCCACUUUUCACUGAAUCAUGACACUGAAUACAAAAGAGCCAUUGAAGUGAGGGGCAUAAAAGUAUAUUGGCUAUGAAUGUUGCAAUGUUGUAUGCCUGUGAUAUCAAAAUGUACGUUGUCUGCAAAAAUUGCUCAGCAUGAAGACUAGGCUAUGUGAGAAGUAAGGAGAGGGGGCUUCUCAGUAGUGGCACCCAUCCACCUUUGGAAUGCCCUCCCAUCAGAUGUCAAGUAGAUGAGUAACUAUAUAACCUUCUGAAGACACCUGAAGGCAGCCCUGUAUAGGGAAGCUUUUUAAGGCUUAAUGUUUUAUUAUGUUUUUAUAUAUGCUGGAAACCACCCAAAGUGGUUGGGGCAAUGCAGUCAAAUGGGCGGGGUAGAAAUAAUAAAUUAUUAUUAUUGUAAGGAACACAACAACUCAAUUCCAGUGAGAGUCACUCAUUGAAAUCAAUGAAACAAGUUUUUAAACAGCAAACUUAAGCCCCAUUAAUUUCAAAUGGACUUAAGUGCAACUGACUUUUACUGAGUGUAAGGAAGUCCUGGUCUAAAGGUUAUUUGGAACAUGGGGAUUUUUGGUGUUCUAAGUCUUUGUUUUGGUCCAAGUUUGAUUUUCCCUAUCCCUAAAUUGUAGCAAAUUCCCUUCAAAAGAGUGGCAUACUUUGCAUUGGGCUGUCUAGAAAUCCUAAUUUGAGGAAAUAAUACCAUUUUUGAAAAUCUCAGUCUGGUUCUCUUGGAUCCCAGUGAUCGCAUAGGAAAAGGGCCUAUCAUUAACUUUUAAGAUUCAGAUAUUCAUACCAGCUCAGUUAGUAUGCAAAUAUAAACAUAGCCAAAGUCUUGGGACAAGUACUUUUUAACUUGUUCACAAAUUAACUAGAGGUAGGGUGAGUAGUGAGGUAGCCAAGUUUGCUAAAGACUUCAAAUUAUUCAGGGGAUUAAAAGACAAAAAGCAAUUGUGAGGAACCCAGAAAGGAUCUCACCAAACUGGGGAAUGGGUAUUAAAAUGGCAAAUGCAGUUUAGUAUGAAGUGAUAAUUUACUGGAGUAAAAAAAAACUGCACAUAUACACUGAUUGAAUGUGAACAAGCAGUGAUGCAUAGGUUGGUGAAAAUGUUGAUGCCGUGUGUUGCAGCUUUGGAGGAGAAGGCAAAUUCCUUUUUUGGAAAUUGUUUGAAAAUAGAACUGUCAAUAUUAUAGUGCCUAUUUACAGACUUUUGGUGUGACCAAACUUAGCAUACUGUCCGCAGUUCUGAUCUCACCUCACAAUAUUGAGCCAGAAAAGGGCAGUCAAAAACAAUCAAGGGGCUGGAGCAACUCCUAAGAACAUCUAGGCUAGCAUCCUGUUCUCACUAUGGCCAACAAGUUGACUAUGGGAACCCCGCAAGCAGAACCUGAGCUCAAGAGCACUCUCCCCUCCUGUAUUUUCCAGCAAAUGGUACAGUCAUACCUCGGGAUGAAUAUGCUUCAGCUUAAAUAUUUCCGGGUUGCGCUCUGCGGCGACCUGGAAGUAACGGAACACAUUACUUCCAGGUUUUGCCGCUCGCACAUGCACAGACGCUCAAAAUGACGUCAUGCGCAUGCACGGAAGUGGCGAAACCAGAUGUGCAGUUGCAUCUUGCAUUCGCUUCAGGAUGCGAAUGGGGCAUCCAGAGGUGCCACUGUAUUCAGAAGCAUACUGCCUCCAACCAUGGAAGCAGAGCAGAACUCCCCUCUUAAGGAAAGCUUACAAUGCUUGGUUCUUUCUGGUUUUGAAAAAAAGAUGAGUAACAGGGGACAUGAUAGAGGUUUAUAAAAUAAAACCAGGUCAUCCAGUGAUGCUGAAUAGUAGGCGAUUCAGAGCAAACAUUCGCUACUGCAAGAUAUCAUGAUGAUCACUACCAUAGAUAGCUUUAAAGCGGGAUUGGGCAAGUUCAUGGAAGAUAAGGCAUAUUGAUAGCUCCCAGUCAUGAUUACUAUACAUUACCACCUGUAUCAGUCAGGAUGCCCCAGGUGCUGUUCAGAACAGUGCAGUAACACUGUUCUGCUGUGGCUUUCUUGUAGGUGUCUGGUUGGCCACUGGGGGAAGAGAAUGCUGGACCUGAUGGCCUGGUCGGACAGGGCUCUUCCCACAUUUUCAAAAUAAAUGUGGACACUGGGACAAGUUUCAGUUAAUUACACUUCCUAUAUUGUAGCACUGACGCCGGUAAUGGCGCAACAUUUCUUGGGGCAGAAAUUGUGCUUGUACUGAAGAAUGGCCAUUUUAAAAUAACGCCAUGGGCUAUUUUCAAGAGCAUUAGGUUAGGGAUGUAUUGUGUCUCCCCAUCCCAUCUCAAUUUAAUAAUAGUCCUGAUUAAUUUGUUGAAAACUAGACAUUGCUCAGCUCUAGCUGCCAUCUCGUAAAAUAUCAGUGUGGUGUACUGUACAAUAAAACACAAAACACCAUUAAAAACAGUACAGUUGGUAGACAGCUGCCAAAGCCAGCAAAAAUGUGUGGACCCCUUAUCAGGUGCCACCAGACACUGCUCUGUGGGGAGAAAGAAGCAUGUUAUUUUAACAUGCAAUCUCUUUGGCCACCUGGUUAAAAACCCCUUCCUUCCUGGAGAUAGAUCAUAUAGUCACAUCUCAGGUAAUUUGCUACUUUCGGAAGCAGUAGUGGGGAACCUGCAGCCCUCCAGAUGUUGUUGGACUCCCAACCAAUUCCCAUCAGCCUCACCCAGCAUGCCCCAUUAAUGGUCAGGGAUGAUGGAGAGCAACAUCUGGAGAGCCACAGGUUAGUCACCCCUGCUUUUACGGUGAGGGAGAAUCAGAAGGAUACACCUGCAUCUGAAAGUCACACCAAAUUGAGAGUUCCCUUUAGGACAUAAGGGUGUUGCGUGACACCCUUCGAAAACUUGGAUCAUUUGUGCCACAAAGUAGUGUGGAGUUGGAUAUAGAUUAAAAACUAUGGCUGUUGUUUUCACUUGCGUGUAGAACUAUGGUCAGAUUUUAGAAACGGCUUUGUGUUCAUUGCAUGUAGACCAGGGGUCAGCAAACUUUUUCAGCAGGGGGCCAGUCCACUGUCCCUCAGACCUUGUGGGGGGCCAGACUGUGUGGGGGGGGUGAACGAAGUCAUAUGUCCCACAAAUAAUCCAGAGAUGCAUUUUAAAUAAAAGGACACAUUCUACUCAUGUAAAAACACGCUGAUUCCCGGACCAUCCGCGGGCCGGAUUGAGAAGGCGAUUGGGCCGGAUCCGGCCCCUGGGCCUUAGUUUGUCUACCCCUGGUGUAGACAGAGAAGGGACUUGUUUAAUUUAGCAGCAUUUACUCUCAAGUAGAUGUGCAUAAGCUUGCCACCCAUAGAGGGUCUUGAUUCUAGUCACAAUGGGUUUACCCAGAAGAGCAGGGACUCUCAAAAGUCUCCAGCUGCAGAAGCCUCAUUCCAUCCAGAAAUACUUCUCUUGUUGGGGCAUAUUGUGCAUUAUUAGCCUGCUGGGCUGCAGUUUUAGAAACUAUUGCAGCUUCCAAACUGCAUUGAUGCCUGCUCUGCUUUACUGGCACAAGUGCUUUUCGGAGCACAGCCUGAGUUUGUUACUUCAUAAGCAUGAGUCAUUCUUCCAGUGUUAAACAAGAACAAAAUGUGCUCUCAACAUGAUGUUCUUUACAGUAAGGUACUCUUAGCAUCAAUGAUUUGUUAAAACACUGCCUACUGCUGUAAUGCUGAAUGCUGCUUAUGAGUUUUGUUUUCUGUUUAAGGGCACUUUUGCCAUGCUGCUUAUGAAUGGGGAGGAGGUACAGGGCUGCCAAUACAAUUCUGAAUGUGUGAUCUCUGUGCAAAGGGGAAACUAAUAGGCUGGGCGGCUGAAAAGAUACUUGUGGCGUGUCCAGGGUUUUGUACAUGGCCAGUGGGUUUAGAAAAACAAACUUGUGUUUUUGUAUCAACGUUAGAUUUCCAUGCCAUGUCACAAACUACUUUGGAAAGUCCCCCCCCUCCGAGUAGCCAUAUGAAAUGUGCCACUUAUGUAAAAGAAGUCUGCAAGUUCAAAGCCUGUCCCCAGCCAGACUACAGAAUACUAUUUGUACAAUUAUUUGCAUACUGACCUUUUUCUUUGCAAAGAUAUCUCAGAUUAUGAAGUAAAAAAAAAAAAAGAUACAGAGAUAGAUGCUCAAACGGUGGUCUGUGAACUCUGUUCUGUGGUCUGCGAAAAGGUUGUACAGUCAAGAAUAUCUGUUCUUGGCUGUGCCUGUGUUUUAUUUUUUAUGAUCAUGGAGGCCUUUUGAACCAGGGCUGGAUUAUCAAAUAGGCUAACAAGAUUCUGGCCUAGGAGCUGUGAUUUUCAUAGAUAGAUAGACAGAUAUAUCUUUAUUGUCAUUGUCCCAUGCAGGACAAUGAAAUUGCAAUAGUAAGAUAUAUAGUAUAUAUAUAUAUAUAUAUAUAUAUAUAUAUAUAUAUAUAUAUAUGAUAUAUAAAAUAGUAAGAUGCUGGUGCAGUCUACUAAUUUCCCUCUAAGUAUUUUCUGAAAUAGUGGUCUAGACUAGGGUCCCAUCUGCACUAUACAUUUAAAGCUGUAUGAUACCACUUUAAACAGUCAUGGCUUCCACCCCAAAAAAUCUUUAUUAAGAGUGCUGAGAGUUAUGACGAGACCCCUAUUCCCCUCAAGGAAGUAAACCCAUGUGGUUUAGCAGUCAGUCUCUCUUCCCAGGGAACUCUGAGAAUUGUAGCUCUGUGACAGGAAUAGGGGGUUCCUAACAACUCUCAGCAACCUUAACAAAUUGCAGUUCUUUGGGGAAAGCCAUGACUGUUAAAAGUGGUAUGAUGUCAUCUUAAACAUAUAGUGCAGAUGAGGAAACUCCUGCAGCUAAGCUGGUGUCUAAUGUAUUGCUCUGAGGCCGAGAGGAGGUCUUCUUGUCUGGGUAGCCCAGGACCUCCAUACACACUGCCCAGGCUUGCGCCCCAGGAAUGUCAUUUGGGUUCUGCCAGUGCAGCAGUUUGACUUCACCCUCAGAGGCACACUCCAUUGUCUCUCGAGGCAGAGAGAUGCCGAUGACUGCCUUAAACACAUAGUACAAAUGAGGCCUAGUUGUCAGAGCAGUAGGCAGGAUAGUCAGCGACCAUAAAUAAUUGAUUGGUGGUUGAAAACAGAAUGUUGAAAGAAAUCCAAGAAGUUUAUUUAAUCAUGUAUGGACCACUUUCUUUAUACUGUAUAAAAUAUCCAAAAGUGGUUUAUAAAAAUAAGCAGCCAAAAAUUCUUAAAUCAACAAAACGCCAAGGGCUCUAAAACAAAACAAUUCCGUACACAUAUACUGAUAAUAUAAAUAAACAGCAAUUAAAAAAAAUAUUAAAUGUCCAACCUAUAAAACUCUUAAAAUAAACAGUACUAAAGAUAAUGAAGACAGUGACAGCGAUGACUCCAGUGACCAAACUUGAAAGUGAGACGACUGAGUGACUUCACAGAGCUUUGCUCACAAAAGCAGACACAUCCAUAAGAAGCAGACACAUCGCAUAAGAAAGGUAAGGGUGUGGUUACUAAAAUCUAAAUUAGGCAUGUGCUUUGAUUUUUAGAAGGGAAAAAAGUUUCCUAAGUGGUCCACUGAGACCCCAGUAAUUUUUCAAGUAAUAUUUGAAGGUGGAGGCGGCGGCAGGGAUUUUGAGAAACACUGUUAGUUUAUUCUACUUCCAAAUUUAUGACAUGUCUACACAUACAUAGGACACACAGCCCCUCCACAAAUAUUUGUGCAUCAAAUACGGGAGCAAUUGGCAUCCUCAUCAGAGUGCUGAGCUAGGUAAAGAACUGCCCUGAAAUCUACGGGUGAAGGGUGGUAUGCAAGUUUAAUAAAUAAAUAAUGGGGGGAAAUAGAAAAAGACCCUGCACUAUGUCUGCUGUACUUUACUUUUUUCUACUGCCAGUUCUAAAAUUGGUGGCUUCCUGGUUUGGCAGAAAGAAUUGCACGGGGAAGCUUUUCCAGGGCUUGCCACCCCUAGUUAAAAAAAUUGUUUUACUCACACGUUUGUAUGGUUCUAAGAUCACAAUGGGGAGCAAGUAGUUCCUUUUGUUUUGUUUUCUCACCCAUCGGGUUGGUGUUACGACUCGUGUGUCUCAUAAAGUUGAAUUGGCAUUUUAAAGAAAUGAAGAUUGCAAGGCAUUCUGCCUUCUCAGAAUGCUACAUUUGUGAUUAACAGUACUCAGAAGGGUGGGUAAUAUGUCUAAGGGCAACAGAUCUCAAAGAGUGUGUGGCUACCAGUCACACGUCUACUCAACACCAAGUGACACUGUAGCAUAGCUCCUGAUUCCCACAGUCAGCCCAUGCAGAAAUCUCCACUGAUGAAACCCAAACAUCAAAUGUUUGUAACAGUAGAACAAGCUUCAUUCAUAGUGAAGCUGCUUAGUCAUGGGGAAGUCCAGCACACCUUGUCAGGCAAAAUCCCCCUUGGCAGGUUGCAAAAAGGAUUAAUUUUGUAAUGUAUGAGACUGAACUUUUCCCUUUUCCCUGCCAUAUGUGUGACAGUUGUGCAGUUAAGUUCUCCAUUGUAAUACUUAAAAUCACCAGUCUGUAAUCGCAAGCAGCCUACUCUAGUAUAACUCCAUGUGCCAGCUGACUUGGUGACAGCCAUGCAUGCCAGCCAGAUGGAGAUGCUAAGCUUCCUUGCAAAAGGCUAGUUGUCUGUUGCAGAAUGCGCCUGGCACCCGACUAAUUUCGAACACUGUAAGAUGAGCCAUUGCUCUGAUCCAGCAGGCUCUUAUGUUCUUAUGUUAUCAUGUGUAACUAGUAUAAACACUGUGGGGCUAUUACCCUGGUGUUACAGGCAGAUGCACUGGUAGAUGAAGCUGUAUAAUCAUGCUCCAACAGAAAUUAAGCCAUAGCUCUCCGGUACAUUAAUACAUUGCACAUUGACUAUAAGUUAUAUAUGUGUGCAAGAACUCCAAACUAAAUCAUUUAUAGGAGUUGCGGGAAACCUUUGGCCUUCCUGAUGUUCCUAAACUACAAUUUCCAUAAUCCUUGGCCUUGCUUGCUGGGGCAGGUGGGGAUAGUAGUUCAACAUCUGGAGGACAAAAGGUUCCCCAUACCUGGUUUGUGGCGUGCCGUGUAAAUUUUUGAGGAUCUUUGAGGGGGGGGGGGAAAUAGCCUCAUUCUGUAAUAGUUAAAGGCACUGAAUAUCAUACAUAUCCCCUGGCACAUGUGACCGAGUAUUACUGCUUCAUUUAUGUAAAGCUAAAACCAGCAACAAAAAAGUAAUUCACACAUGGGAAACAGAAAAUAAAACCCAUAAGAAAGUUUGCACAAACAGCCAGGGGUUCAGUACUACAGUGGCAGGCACUGCUUUUGCAAUAGCCAAGUAAUGGUAAUCUCCUGCUAAUUAUGUUAUUGUUGUUGUUGUUAUUUGCAAUUGCAAAAAAAUGUUUUCAUUAUCCUUUGGGAUGUGGUUCAGAGUGUUCACCUUUGCAACUCAACAUUACAGCAGGGCUUGAGUGACAGAAACAAAGCACAAAUGAGCAAGUACAAGCAAAUGUCAAAAUGCCCACUUUGGAAAGUCUUGUGCUUGGGAGAUUUCCAAGUCCUUAAAGGUGAAGAGAGGGAUAGGGGUGGGGAACUUCACUUUCUAAAGAGAUCAUCUUUAUUUCCAGUUGUCUGUCUAGGCACAGGUGAUCUGUAGGUGGGAAUGUCUGCACCCCAAAGCCAUGGGUUAAUCAUGCUGAGAACUGGAGGGUUACAAAAUAGGAGAGGUUUUUUAUGAACAGCUAGAACAACCCCGCCCAGGUAAUAAAACAAACUCUUUAAUCAAAUAUCACAUACCUUUAUUGCACUGAGCAAAUAGACGUUGCUCAUGAUUACAAAGAACAGUUUUACAAAAACAAAGAUUACUAUGAAUAGCAAGUACACCUUGUGAUUGUGACGCUUGUACCUCAGAUACUUGAAAUCUUGUGCUCAGGCACGUUCCACACUAAAACAUUUGGUGUCUUUUUUCUGAUUUCUACUCAGAAAUGAAAACAUACUCCCUGUCCUUUUAUAAUACCACUUAAAAGGAGGUUAAUGAAAUGGUCUUUUAAGAACCGAUUUGUUCUUAGCCUCAACUUCUGUGUAUUCUAAAGGGAGAAGCUGUGCUUGAAAUAUUAGCAUACUUUUCCUAAUUGACAUAUGAGUGCAUUCUGUAACCCAAGUACAAAUCGUUUUGUAACAUGCAGCUAUCAGAAAAGAGCCCAUAAACAAUAAAAGUAUCAGUGGUUUUUUUUUUUCUCUUUUGCCAUGACUGCAAAUUGCAAAAUUCAAAUGCGUUGCUUUGAAUUUUGGACUGGCUUGAAUACUGCUUUUGUUUGUUGAAGGUGAGAGAGUCAGUAUGACAGUCUCCUGAAAAAAAUGAAUAUUCUACCAGAUAAAUCUCUGAAAACCAUCAUGUGCUUUUACAGAAUUGGGCCCAUUUAUUUUAAUUCUUCCUGCUUUCAGUACACAUAAUUUAAGUGAUACCUAUUAAAGGUAUCCUUUGUGAUAUAAACUUCUAAUACAAGAAUUAAUAUUUAAUUCUGUUGUAAGUGUAAGCAGCAAUUUUUCCUCUGUGCAGUUUUGGCUUCCAAAUUUCCCCAAUACCCCAGGGCCUUCCAGGAGUUCAUAAAAGAAAGGAACACUCUUAUCUCCUAUAUACAUAUAAACAUAAGGCUGUCAUCACACAGUUCUUUUCAUUGAAGGAUUUGUAGUGCCUCAUCACAAUCCUGGAUUUGCAUGAAGUCAGGGCUGGGGAAGUGAGCAGAAGAGAAGGCAGGGUGCACAACAACAGGGUCUUGGCAUGGGAGUGAGAAAGGGGAGACACUGAGAGGGGGGAAGUGGUGCUUUAGAACAGCGGCACCAGGGAUGGAGGAACACAGAGGCAGUUUUAAACAACAGCUGAGGUUUGAAUAAAGCAAGGAUGUAGGGACACAGGGUGCUUAGAAGUUGCAGUUUGUGGGAGGAGGAAGAUGCAGAAGGUUACUGUGAGUUGGUUUGGGUGCAAGUGGGGCUGCAGAAAAGAGAAACAUGGCUUCAGAAAUGGGCUUAGGAAGGUGAAAAGUCAUCUUAGUACAGUGGUACCUUGGGUUAAGAACUUAAUUCGUUCCGGAGGUCCGUUCUUAACCUGAAACUGUUCUUGAAGCACCACUUUAGCUAAUGGGGCCUCCCACUGCCGCUGCGCCGCCGGAGCACGUUUUCUGUUUUCAUCUUGAAGCAAAGUUCUUAACCCGAGGUACUAUUUCUGGGUUAGUAGAGUCUGUAACCUGAAUCGUCCGUAACCUGAAGCGUAUGUAACCCGAGGUACCACUGUAGUCGCAUGAGGUGGGAAGGGAAGUUCAUAGGGGUUAAUGCGGGAAUGGCUGAGUGGUUGGUGAGCAGAGGGAGCAGGGACACAGCCCCUAGUUAACAAAUGCAGUAAUAGGUGCAAUGUAAUUUGUUUGGUUUAGGGAGCUCUCAUUUCUUUCAUGCAUCUUGUCACAGAAUUCAUGUGAAAUAUGGCCUGCCAUUCACGAGAAGGAUUAGCUAAAGUUUCCUAGUAACUGCCUAUGACCUUAUUGUCUACUUUCUCAGUCAUCGUUAGAUGUAUUCUUGGUGGGUUCAUUUAUGUCUUCCAAGUACAAAUUCCUUUUGCUACCUUUGGAAGCAAUAAGAAAGGGGUUAGAUGAGGGAGCGGAACGUGUGGCCCUCCAGAUGUUGCCUGACUACAGCUCUUAUCAUCCCUUACCAUUCACCAUCCUGACUGAGGCUCAGUCUAACACUAUCUGGAGGACCACAGAUUCCCCACUGCAGUGUCUAGGUGAUAGGUAGGCAACUGCUGGUUUGCAUUCUGUUGCUUUUAGUCUCCUCCCUCAUAGACUGUACUGGUCAGGCAAUAAUGCACAAGAGACGUGGUUUAUUAUGGACUAGCCCAUCCUUCUUACAUGUCACUUUGAAGGCACAAAGUUCAUCGGUCAGGGGCCCGUGAAGUUGUUACAGUAAGUGCCACCAGUGCUUUUUUUUCUAAAAAAAAUGUUUAGGGGUACUCUCAUUUUCCUACUCAUAUUGAAAUACUGCCCCUCAAUGAGGCCAAACUUAGAUUCACAAAAUGUUUAGGGGUAUGUGUACCCCUGCGUCCCCCCAGAAAAAAGCACUGAGUGCCACACUUUUAAACAACAACAAAAGAGAGGUGCCAGUACUGUGUACCCUUGAGUACCCCCUGAAAACAAAGAAGCACUGGGCCCAGCGAUGGCUGGACUGUUUUACCUUGGCUCUCCAAUAGCAAAAAAUUUUCUCAUGUAACUUUUGGGUAGAACCUGUACAAGCAUGGAAAUAACUGAGGAGCUACAUUUCCUGGGAAAAUUAGGGUCGCACUAUGCAGAGUCAGUAAUGAUGAGUCACUUUUGCGAAGGCUUCGAAGGCAAAAAGAUUGUGUUUUUCUUUCUUGGUUCUAUGGCUCAAAUUAAAUUAAAACCAUCCACCCAGUCUUAAUUUUUUCCUCCCAUGCCUUCUUAAAUGCACAUUCAGGAAGCGCCAGAUGAUAGCCAUAUAAUUUACUAAGGAAGUUGGGUCAAAGUUCAUACCUUUCUUUUAUAAUACAAGCAGUGGCCGAUAAAUGCAUGUCCAGUUUACGCGUGACCACGCAUGUGUGCCUCUUGGCGACCUGGAAGUGGCUGGAAAAGGGGGAGGGGGCAUAACACGGUGGGCUUAUGCGUGCUCUGCUGCCAUGCGUGAUGACCCAGAACACAACCCCUGCACAAAUCAGGAGUUCCCUGUACAUUGAACAUGUCUUAAGUAUACAGGUGAUUUACAGUCACAAAAUAUACAUGGUUAAGCUAAGGUGGAUGUGUAUGUGUAUGCAUAUCUUGAAGAUGAGCUAGAUUUUUAAGGGUCAUCUCUUAUUUCAGAGCAUAACUGAGGAUAUCGCCUACCUUUUAACAUCACAUCUGCCUAGAACAGAUCAGCUAACCUUUAUUCCAUGUUCCAACUUUGAUCUGGUCACCGCUGAACCUAAGCAGAUCCUGGCUAGUUGGGGUGACUGCACUGCAGGAUUGUGGAUUAGCAUUGGUGGAAAAGAUUGCAUACAUGCAAAGCUCUGAAAUUCUUGAGAAGUACCGUAUUUGAUGGGAAGAAGCUUGGGGGGGUGUCUUCACAUAUGUAGAAUUCUUCUUUAUUAUCUGCUAGGUUUUUUGGUAGGAUGGAAGUCUUCUUUUGUUUGUGGUAGAAGGCUGUUCUUCAUUUUUGUUCAAAUGAGAAAGGAAGGGUUGGAGAAAGACCUGGAAUCAGUGAGUGCAUGUAGUCUCUCUUUCCUUGACAAUGCACACAGGCACUGACUUAGAAUUUAUUUUAUGCGCCAAGAGCAUACGCAUGAAGGAACACAGUGCCGUUCAGCUGCCUAGCUUCUCUGUAGUACUAAUGCGAGUGCCAGAACAAGAAAAGCAAUCCACCUUUAAUGAGGAAAUUGCGCUCUGGAGGCUUGUCUGAAUUAGGAAAACAUAUGAAAUGUUGUAUAUUUUAUCUCUCUGCACACUUUGACCUCUUCCUUGGGUGUUGCCGUUCCUCCCACCACCCCCAAUCUUCACCAGCUGCGUCAAGUUAGAUGAAGGCCACAUUGGGGAAAAUGUCAAAAUGUGCUUCAGAGUAGCUGACUGGGGCAUUUUCCAUGUGUGGAACAACUGAGCUCAGAAGCAUGCAUCCAGCCAGCCAUAAAAUAUACUCAGAAGAUUUAUAGGCAGUUUUUUCAAGUCUUAAGACAAUGAAGGUUUCAAGGGUGUUAUCUCAGUAUGCUUAAAUGCCUCUUGCUAGCUAAGUUUUUAAGUGGUGAGAAAUGUAGUCUAGCAGCUAAAAUAAGUGUUCAGGGGGGUGGCCUGCCUUCCUGCGACAUUUGUCACUGGUCACUCUCAUGUAAGUGGGAUGGGGUGGACCAUAAUCCAACUUCUAUUGUCUCCCCAGAUGCUUCUUUCUCCAUCUCUCCCUUCUAGCCUUAAAUGGCCUGUGAGACGUAUCACAUAGAUAGGACAAAAGCAGGAGACAGACAGGUAAGUGCAGAGCUCAGCUUUGCUGUAUCUGUAAUCUGAACAGACCAGGCUGCUAGGACAGCUUGCAAGAUCACAGUGUUAAUGAAACAACUGCACCAGGAAAUGAGUUGGGAUCCAAAGCACACAUCUUAGCAAAGGAUGGUAUGACACCCCCCCUCCAGCUCACUUGCAUAAUUAAACAACUGGCUGCAUUUUGAACUACAUGCUUAACAUUUCUGCACAGUUUUGGUAACCUAGUGGUUACCAUAGAAUUUACAAUAGUGCCCGGAUCAUCAUAUUCUAGGAGUGACCAUAACUAAAGUACCACCCUAAGUAGGUAUGAGGCACUUUUGGCCACGAUGACCACCAUCUGAGGAUCCCAGAAGCGUCUUGCCCUAGGGUAGGUGUGGGGAACCAUUGGCCCUGUAGAUGUUGCUGAAUUACAGCCCCACCAUGGGCACCAUUGACCAUGCUUGCUAAGGCUGAUGGGAGUUGUAGUUCAGUGACACCUGGAGGGUCAAAGGUUCCCCUCUCCUGCUCUGGGGCCUAGGCAAGUGGCUCAUUGUGCGGGAAAUAUGCUUCAUAAGGCAUAUAUUCAGAUCUUGGCAUAACUUUCCUCAACCUGGAAACCCAUACUCUUUAGUGUGCAAUUAGGAUAAACAUUGCAAAUUUCCAUACAAUAUAUUUUAACUGUGCACUUUAUUCUGGAUGUAAGGGAGAGUCGUGGUCAACGUACAUCCAACGGCCAGAACUUCCUUGUAUUUGGUGUUCCUUAAAAUAGGGCUGGUGCUGCUUUACAUCCUGGAAUAGCUCCAGCUUCUGAACAGAUCCAAGUUCCCUGAAUCCUAUAAUUAGAGUACAGAUUCAUCUGAGCAAUUCUAUCUGGUCACACAAGAUAAUAUCCAGACUUAUGAAAUGAUUGUGAAUCUGGAGAGGAAGGCUGAGUUUGUCGCUGCUGCUUAAUUUUGAAAAUCACAUUUCACAGCUGUAGAUUUAGUGUUUUCUGUUAAGCAGAAAGUUGUACCACAGAUGUGAAGGGAAAGCAGUGGAAACUGAGGCUUAUGAGCUCCUAUUUCACCUGACUUCUGGCAACACCUGUGGUCUUUGGCCCAACACCUGCCCCUUCGUCAUGUCAACUAGAGUCAGCUGUCUAAACUAGGAUAUUGGCCAGGCAAAAUCAAAUGGGGAACAUUAAGCAGGAGCAAGUGGAUGGGUGGGGAUCUUGUGAUAUAACAGCUCUAACCUUGAAACGGAACCCAAGAGAAGAACUGGUAAAAGGCUUGCUGGCUGCUGAAUUUCUGUUCGUAUACUGCAGGGCAGAUUAGGUUUCACGAAUCCAGCAUGAUCGCAGGCAAAGCCAGAGGAAACUGGGCCGGCCCUGUAGUCUGGCAAGGCUCAUUGGGGCCCACUUAAAAGUAGCUUAUGGAAGUCUUCUCCAGGAGGAAGUGGGGUUUUCCCUGCUUGGGGUUGAGGAACAGAGAGCUUAUCUGCUUCAUUUGAUUCCUGUGAAGGAAACUCUUGUGCGGCAGAGCUCUUCUGUAAACAGCACCUGCCUGUUCAGGGAGAGAGGAUACUACAGGUUAAUACAGAAACACUGCAUUGUGUAAACUGAUCCUUCUUUGAAUAAGCUGCUGCUUCUGCCCUGACAGCGAUUCCUGUUACUGGGAUGGUGAAGAAUUUGCUGCCACAGUCAUGGGUGUGAGUUCUUACCGGGAAGUUACGGAGGGCUUUCGUUGCACACGGCUUUCCAUGGAAAUGUGUUCACAGGGGCAAUAGAGGCAUGUGGCUUGGAACCCUUUUGCAAUGCAAGAACCUGAUAUAAGUAUGUGCUAGUAUGCUGUGCCAAUUAGCUUAAAGCAGUGAUGGCCAAACUUGGCCCUCCAGCUGUUUUGGGACUACAGCUCCCAUCAUCCCUAGCUAACAGGACCAGUGGUCGGGGUGAUGGGAAUUGUAGUCCCAAAACUGCUGGAGGGCCAGCUUUGGCCAUCACCACUGGCUUAAAGUGUGGUGCCAGUCCCACAAAUCCUUGCUUUAAAGGGCCUGAUCUGGCCUAGUAUAUCUUUUACCAGUUGUGACUCUUACACACUAGCAUAGUUUUACAGUUUGCCCAUCUACCUGAAGAUAUCAGGUACUUUAAGGUAAGGGCAUAUGGCGUGAAAAUGGCUACAAAACUUAGAGGCUAGCUCGUAAGAUGGCAAAACUUACUACGUUAUCAUGGAGGGUGGAUAUAGAUAGAUGUCGUUACUGCAGUGUUUCUACUUAUAACAUUUUUCCAGCUGCUGACAGAAAUUGAAACUAACAUAAGCGAAAUACCAGGUCCAGUUUCAUUUCUAAUUUCUUCUCUACACCAGUUUCAAUUUCUGUGUUGUUUCCAUUUCUGACAACAUGCUCAGCCCCAGAAGUUGCACUUUCUGUAUGUCAUAAGAGUUGCUAGCCAGCAAAGUUGACCUUAAGGUUUACUUGAAUUGUUCAGAGCAGUUUGAUGAAAACUUUGUGGAUGCCACAGGGAUAGAGCAAUUCCAGAUAUAAAAUCAGUCCCAACUGAUUUUACAGUCUUUUAUAGCGCAUGAAUAGGCGCAGAUCUGCUAGAAGGUAAUAUCCUUUCUCCAACUUAUAAUAUCUAUCCAACAUCAAAUGCUCUUCUGCAGGAAAGUGGUUUGUGAAGCAGCAGCAGCAGCACCCUGCAAGACUGAUCCUUCCACUGUUGAGUGGGGACAAGGAUCCUGUGGGGCAGGGCAUCUGGCAGGGAGGAGAGUUGUGUCUUGGGCCUGCCUUCUGCCAGAAAGAUGCCAGUGCCUGUCUGGUAAGACUUGGCCUUUUUUACACAUUGCUUGCUCCUCCUCCUUCCUGCCCAAUGCCUGACUCCCUAGCAGCCUCCUGUUGCUCAAGGCCGAUCCAAUUUUACUUCCAGUGAUAACGUGUCUGGGUACUAUAGCCUGGCGAUAUAUCAGUAAAUUGUCUGAAACCUGUAUGGCAUGGGUAGGCAAACUAAGGCCCGAGGGCUGGAUCUGGCCCAGUCGCCUUCUAAAUCUGGCCCGCUGACGCUCUGGGAAUCAACAUGUUUUUACAUGAGUAGAAUGUGUCAUUUUAUUUAAAAUGCAUCUUUGGGUUAUUUGUGGGGCCUGCCUGGUGUUUUUACAUGAGUAAGGUAAAGGUAAAGGGAGCCCAGACCAUUAGGUCCAGUUGUAGCCGACUCUGGGGUUGCGGCGCUCAUCUCGCUUUAUUGGCCGAGGGAGCUGGCAUACAGCUUCUGGGUCUUGUGGCCAGCAUGACUAAGCCACUCGUGGCGAACUAGAGCAGCACAUGGAAACGCCAUUUACCUUCCCGCCGGAGCGGUACCUAUUUAUCUACUUGCACUUUGACAUGCUUUCGAACUGCUAGGUUGGCAGGAGCAGGGACUGAGCAAUGGGAGCUCACUCCGUCGCGGGGAUUUGAACCGCUGACCUUCUGAUCGGCAAGCCCUAGGCUCUGUGGUUUAACCCACAGCGCCACCCACGUCCCUUUACAUGAGUAGAAUGUGUGCUUUUAUUUAAAAUGCAUCUCUGGAUUAUUUGUGGGGCAUAGGAAUUCAUUCCCCCCCUCUUCAAAAUAUAGUCCGGCCCCCCACAAGGUCUGAGGGACAAUGGGCCGGCCCCCUGCUGAAAAAGUUUGCUGACUCCUGCUGUAUGGCAUUCAGAUUGCAAUACCGGUUUCAGACAUUUUGAGCUGGCAAUACAUUGUGGUGGCCAGGGAGCCAUGAUGUAUUCCCAGUUCAAAUUGCCUGUAGACAGCAGAGGUGGAGGCAGGCAAGCAGAUGGAGCCUGCCUGCGCCUUUGAGGAAGCCCCCUGACCCUCCAGCUCCAGCUCACCUGAGCCGGAGCGGCUCCACUCAGCUGAGGGGAGAAAGAAGCAGCCGAGAUACAUUCCAGACAUUGUGAUAUAGCAUCAUAUCGUGGCAUUUAGCUGCUGCUAUAUCACAAUGCUGAAAACCAGAUAUUGCCCAGCCCUGGUGUGUACCCAACCUGUCCAAGGCCCUCCAAAUAUGCCCACUUCGGCUUAGGCCUCGACCCAAGCCAGUGCACACCCCUAAUAUACGUUUGUUAAAAGAGCAUAGCACUUAUUCUGUCUGGCAAAGUAUGCUCAGGUCCAGAAAAGCUUCCAGUUUUUAAGGUACUCCAGCAUGACUUCAUGCUGCAAUGCAGCUAUCCUCUUGCCAUUUGAUUCUGCUGAUUUGUACAAAUAAUCUUUAUGCUAGAGCCAGACUUUCUGAAGCAUGGACUGUUUGAUCCUGUGGAGAGGUACAAGAAUAAACAAAAUGUGUGGGUGUUGCUUCAUAGAGAUUAGAAGAAAUAAGCAUGAUACUUAGGUUUUGCCAUAUAGAUAUGCUCCAUUUAGGAGAAGUACUAUCUCAGACUGUACAAUUGUGAACAAUUUAUUUCAAAGCCACACUCCCUUAUGUGGUUAUAUAUGUGUCCUCUGUUGUUUCAUUCAUGUGCUUUUGUUUGUUUGGUGAAGUUUGUUUGCUAAGUCAUUGGAGGAAAGGCUCCUGUGUAAACUACAGAUUGGACGAGAUAUGUAAGUUAAUGGAGGUCUGUUUUCAUACUGUAUUCUCUAGGGUGUGGCGUGUGAUUGUCAGCGGUGUUUUAGCGGGUGAUGGUGGGUGCGUCAAGGUCUGCUGGCAAUUGACUGAUGCAAUAAUUGGGCGAGCUAUUGGCACUUACAUUCAUUGAGCGUGCAGACAAUUGGUGGAUUCGUCGAUGUGCGUGCGAUUGGCUGUGGCGGUCUUGCGAUUCCUCCCCCCAAAAGCCCAAGAAGUCUGGGUAACCCCCCCCCCCGAAAAAGCUCAGCAACUGUGGGCAAUCCCCCCCCAAAAAAGCUCAACAACUCUGGGCAAUCUCCCCCCAUUUUCUCAUUUUUGAGUCUCCAAAAAGAGGGGGCAUGUUACACAUGGAAAAAUAUGGUACAUAUACAUGUGUGCCACUUGAGGAACCAGGCACCAGCCUCACUAUGGAGCAGAAGACAUCUGAAUGCUUUGGGACCUGUAGGGGAAACAGUUGGGAGAUCCAUGUGGGCAAAAAGAAUCUAAUCCAGGGGUCGGCAAACUACGGGCCCCGGGCCAGAUCAGGCCCACCAGGGUUCUAAAUCCAGCCCGCCCAGCCAUUUAAGAACCCACUGCAAAGCUGAGACUCCUGGCAAUGGUGACGGGAGGAAGAGGCCGAGCGGCAGAGGCUCUGCCAAUCAAAUGCUGCGCUGAUGUAAAACAGGUGUGGUGUUUGAUUGGCAGAGGCUGCGCCACGCUAAGGUAAACCAGACGCAGUGUUUGAUUGGCAGAGCCGCCGCCGCCCUGGUGCUCCUGUGGCUGCUGCCACUCUGCAUCCCCAUGAGGGGGGUGGCAGUGGCAUUCCUGGAGGAGGACAGCUGGUCCAGGCUAGGGCUUGGCGGGGCCACCACCGCUGCACUCCCAUUGGCGGCCGACGUGAUGGUGGAGGGUGAUGAGGCCGGCAGUGAAGUAGCCCAGGGGGCGACCUUCACCUCCGGGGAGCAGGAGGGCAAAGGGGCGGAAACACCCGCAUGGGGCAGCAGCUGCAGGUGAGGCACCAGCUUGUCCUUGUCUCCGUCUCCAUGCUCCUUGAAGAGGUGUACCAGGCAGUGUGCGCUGCUCUCGGCCAGCUGGAUACAUGGGCAUCCUUUUGUUUAAAAAAACAACUGGGUGGGACUGAGCUGUAGUCUGAUAGCACCUCAGUUGCAUUUAUGCCGCACCCACUAACUUGCAAUUGCUUGCAAGGUGGCUAAAUCAGAGCUAGUUGUUUGAAAUUCUCACCUUUGCCUUUGUUUUGUUUGUUUGGCCAGGGUUUGAGAGGAUAUCUAUAUGCCCAACACAGACCUUUUGAGCUCGACCUCCCUCCCUGAACCUAACUAUAUCUUCUGCCCACCACACCAUCUGUUCUGGGGGUGAAUGUGCAGAGAUCCUCGCACAUCGUCAGGUGUGUGCCAUGAUAAUGGAAGGAAUCUUGCCAAAGCAUAGAGAAGGUGGUGGCCGCAGUGUUGUGCCACAGCUGAUAGGCUCCUGCGGAGGGAGACAGAUCCGGCGGCUGCAGGAUCCUGGAAUUUGGAGGAGGGUACAGUGUCUAACAUAAGGGCUUUUUCUCCUUUUGGGGGGUGCAACGGUGGCAGCCAUGCCAGUGCAGCACAUGGGUUUACACUUGGCACCCUUGAGGUCUUUCCUUGGUGGCCUCUGAACCCACCCACCCACUGGUCCCUUGGUCAUAAGGAUGGUUGCCAUUUUCUCCCUUGAAAAGUAUAUAGAGCUGAAGGAGGGGUUUAGAAGACGGAUGGUCUUUCCCGCUUCCUCUUUUUGCCCUAUGUGUUUUUCAAAGCUCAGAUUAAUUCUAAAGGAUCUGACUUUAAAAAACAAACAAACUCGGAUCACUUGGGAAAGCAACAUUUGCUUGCACACACUUUCUGUGUGUGUCUUUCUGUUGUGUGGGGCUGAUCCAGGGGAGGAGGGGGUUGAGCACCGACAACGCUUGUUCAAAAAUCCAGAUGUGCCCAGAGUCCUAAAAAUGUUGAUGAUCCCUGGCUUACUUGAAAGCACCUGCUCAUAGAAGGCUAGUCUGUUUUGUUCAUUUACGUCAGCACGUUGUUUAUUUUGUGACAAGAAUUCUGCCAUGAAGGUGCCAAAAGGCUUUUGUAUAUAAUUCCACGUUGCUUCCUUCGUUCAACAGGAAGAAACUGAAUGGCUCCUGGCUGUAGAGGAUAACGAUUGCAUCUCUUUCUUUCUUUACGCAACUCACUUAAUCCUCUUGCUAAUAUAUUUGCAUGUAUGCGGGCUGUUUCUCAAGUUACAGGUAUACUGUCCUAAAGGUGCUCGAAAAAGCAAUGGAUGCUUGAGUAUAAAGGACCCGUCUCAAAUUGUAGAGCCUCUAAAUUCCAGUAUGGCUUCUUCCCAUCGAGCAGUUCCUCUGUAUGACGUAGGGCUGGGCAAUAUAUCAAUAUAUCGUCCAAAAUCUGUCAGAAGUCCAUAUCGUGAGAUUGGUUUCAUAAUUUUUGACCUGGCAGUGUAGUGCAAAUCAUCGUGCGUGCGUGCACUAUGCCAAAAUCACAAUGUGGGGGAAACAGUGAAGCCAGUCAAUGCAUCUCUCGUUUCCUGCAGCCCCUGUUAACUCUGCCAGCUCGGCUCUCCCCUGCUUCAUGCAGAGGACAGCAAAUCAAAAGAGCAGGUGCCGAUUAUGAUGCAGGAAAAACUGUGAAGCCAGCUAGUGCCUCUACAUAGUUCCAUCCUUAUUUCAGACAUCAUGAUAUAUUGGUAUACUGUGAUGUUUAGCUGAUGAUACAUCACGAUGUUGAAAACCAGAUAGUGCCCAGCCUAGUAUGAAGUAUGCUGCUCAAAGACUAUAGUCAGGUGGUUCUUGAUUGGCUCAAUAAUACUAACAAAUCUUGCUACGGUAUAGGAGGCUAACAUGUUGUGGUGACCAUCCCUGUUGCCAGUUAAAAGGGGCAAUCCUGUUUCUUCCCAGUGUAGGGCACCUUUCCACACACAUCAUAGCAUGCUGUUGAACUUUUGGAGUCCUGCUCUUUCUUCUUCUUUUGUGUUUGUACACAAGCCACAGUUGCUGAGGUUGCAUGUAACCCUAAACUGGUCAGGCAUGAGCAGGAAGGACCUGCUGCAAGGCUUGCCACCUUGCAUUUAUAGGUUGAUAGGUGGUUGGUAGUUAACCCAUUCAUAUAAUUAAUGUUGUGAGUGAGAUUCUGAAUGACCAUUCUGAUCUGUGUCUUCGUGUGAUUUAUGGAGACAGAAAAUUAUUUCUCCGCACCACCUUGCCUUCUUUAUGGCAGCACAAAUGGGAGAAAAUGCCAGAGUAUUAAAGGAAGGGGUUGGUAGUAAAUGCUAGAAACUUGUGGUGAAGUUUGGAGGCUGGAAGUAAGUGCAGGUGAAGCUCUGGCUUCUUGUUGCCUUCGACUGCAAUGCAAAGAGUUUGUUGGAGGCUGCUGGUGAAUGAAACUGCGAAGGCCUAGGCAAUUACAUAGUCAUUUACGUCAAGAGAGGACAUGCUUCAGACUUGUAGGUUCUGCUGUUUGUUUGUUUUUUACUAGCACCCUGAGAUCUACCAACCAGAGCCAGGUGCAAAAGACAUACACGUGUAAUUAAAGAAUGCUGCAGCCCAGGAAUUAGUUUUAAUUAGCCAAACUUCAACUGAGCUCACUGUUUGUCCUCACAAAACCACUCCUGGUUAACUCUCCUCCCUCAAUCCUAGGUAUCUUUCAUUUUCAGCAGUAUAAUUUGGGAGUGAGGACUUUCUUUGUUGUCGCCAUAAUCAAGAGUCAGAAAUGCUUGCUGAUCUACUUCAUGCAGAUCUGUACCAGUAGAUCCCACUUUCUGAGUACAGUGGUACCUUGGGUUACAGACACUUCAGGUUACAGAAUAAUACCUUGAGUUAAGAACUUUGCUUCAGGAUGAGAACAGAAAUCGUACUCCGGUGGUGCAGCAGCAGUGGGAGGCCCCAUUAGCUAAAGUGGUACCUCAGGUUAAGAAUGGACUUCCAGAACGAAUUACCGUAUUUUUUGCUCUAUAAGACUCACUUUUUCCCUCCUAAAAAGUAAGGGGAAAUGUGUGUGUGUCUUGUGGAGCGAUUGCAGGCUGCGCAGCUAUCCCAGAAGCCAGAACAGCAAGAGGGAUUGCUGCUUUCACUGCGCAGCGAUCCCUCUUGCUGUUCUGGUUCUGAGAUUCAGAAUAUUUUUUUCUUGUUUUCCUCCUCCAAAAACUAGGUGCGUCUUGUGGUCUAGUGCGUCUUAUAGAGCAAAAAAUACGGUAAGUUCUUCACCCGAGGUACCACUGUACCUCUGCUUUCCAUUGUUGACGCAACAACUAUAUUGCUUGGGUUUUAAUUCCUGAUGUAUGAUUUGCAUACUCUAUAAUCAAAAUAAAUGUCUACUGAAAAAAGAUUGAGUAUUCUGUCAAAGAGAAACAUCUUCCUUCUCUUAGGCAAAUGAAGCAGUUAAUUUCUCAGUGUCCUGUACCUGCACAGUGAUCUUUCCCCUCUUUGCUAUUUUCCUCCCCACAAUUUCAAAUGAUGUUUGAUGGAUUUUUUUGUAGCAGCUGUGGUACUAAUUUCUUGUGGAAAUCAAGCCCCUCCAGAAGCCAUCAGGAUUUGGUCAUAGAGAACAGUUAUAUCUAUAUAUAGGGAAAUGUUUUAAUAAUUGCUUAAGUUCCAUCUUUGAGUAAGCAAAGAAAGCACAUUUGAUUUCUUCUCGAAAGGCUUUUCUGGCUCUUGCAAUCCUACCUACCUGAAUCCCACCUGUAUUUGUUGAUGAGGCCUGAAUUCACUUCUAUAUUUAGCCAUGAUCUCUCCAGUACAGCAUACCAUCCUGCUUUCUUACAGUAUGACUUACUACCCAUUUAGAGGCAGAACGCAUUCCUAAUUCAUGAAAUAUAUGAUGUCUAAAAUUACAUUGGCUUCAUUUUACUGACAUAUUACAUUGCAGGUUCAUCAUUUAUUCUAUGGUAUUACUUGCUCAUCAGUCACUGUUACAGAAUAUGAUAUUGAAUCUAUGAUUGCAGCCUUCCAUAAAGUAUAAAGCAAAUAAAAAUAGAUGAGUGUAUUUCAUCCAAAGUGUAAAGUGCACAACAACCUGAUACUCCAUGUUUACUGAGAAGUGAGUCCCAUUGACUCAUGCCGAGUUCUCAAAUUAAGAGUGCAUAGGAUUACAUGCUUGCUCAGAAAUCCCCCUGAAUUUAAAGCGACUCACAGCACAAUCCAAGGCAUGUUUACUUAGAAGACUCAUUACGCCCAGGUAAUGUAAUGCCCCAAUCCUACACAUGUGGCCAUUGAACAUGACAGGCUUUGUUUUGAGUAGACAUGCAGAGGAUUACAGGCAAAGUGUCAUCAACUUCUGUUGGGAAAAGUUUAGCAGAUGCUUAAGUCUUUCAGUAAAACUUGUGAGACUCAAGAGGUACAGUGGUACCUUGGGUUAAGAACUCAAUUAGUUCCGGAGGUCCAUUUUUAACCUGAAACUGUUCUUAACGCGAGGUACCACUUUAGCUAAUAGGGAUUCCCGCUGCACGAUUUCUGUUCUCAUCCUGAAGCAAAGUUCUUAACCCGAGGUACUAUUUCUGGGUUAGCGGAGUCUGUAACCUGAAGCGUCUGUAACCUGAACUUCAUUUUUAAAUUUCAGCAUAGGUACAUGGUGUUGCAGUGAAAAUCAUCUCCAGUGAACUGUUAUAAAAUACAAUAUAGUGUAGAACAAUUGCUUGUAAGAUAAAUUGUCGGGAAGGUCUUAUCAAGAAUGCCCUCCAAAGAAGUAAACUGUGAUUAAAGCCUUCCAAGGCAGUCCUAGAGAUUGGUUCUCCUGAGGUCAGCAAAGUGGGAAGCCAUGCAUUGCAUGGGCCUGCGCUGUAGGCAGAGCCUUUGUUCCCAAGUUUCAGGUUGAAUAUUACCAUAAAGUUUAUAGAUAUAUAUAUUUUACAUUAGCAUUAUAGAUAAUUUCACUUCUGUGUAUAAUGUAAAGUAGUGGUGGGAAUCAAGAUCUGGUGAGUGGGCUGGAUCCUGAGCUUUGAAGGCAGCCCUGUUUAGGGAAGUUUUUAAUGCCUGGUGUUCUAUUGCUUUAUUAUUAUCAUUAUUAUUAUCAUUAAUUCUGUUGGAUAAUAAUACUACUAAUUAUUAUUAUAAUGUGACUCAACUGCAAAGGAAGAAAUUGGGAGUUCACUCUUAAGUGUGCUCCUAAUUCUUCCCUUUAACUACAUCUUGACGUUCAAAGUGCAGCUUGAACUUUUCUGGACUUGAUGUCAUAUACGACAUAGGAAAGGAGGGUGUGCGUGUCUUUCUGAAAACAACAUGGCAGCCCAACCCACGAGACCUAAUAAGGUCCAUGCACCAGAGUUUCCCUGCUACUGAUGUAAAGGAAACACACCUGGCUUGUCAAAUAAUUGAGCUGCGCUUUCUCUUCUUGCAAAGGUAACAAUGCCAGUGGAAAGAAUGCGAAUGCGGCCGUGGCUGGAGGAACAAAUAAAUUCAAACAAAAUACCGGGUUUGAAAUGGCUAAACGAGGUAAGGCAUGCCUGUGUUUUUAAACAUUAUUAUGGGCCCAUGAGGUGAUACAAAAACAAGGAAAGCACCAGUUAAAACCAAACCAUUGUUUAAACAAAACUAAGGAAUGGAAUUAAAAACCCAUCAAAAGCCAGGUGAAAUAAAACAUUUUUAUAGCCUGCAUGAAUCUAAGCAAAGGGAGAACCAACCUGAUCAAUAAAGUAGACAGUUGAUACAUGGUACAUUCAUAAUGCCACAGAGUGAUUUGAUGCUAGAGGAAUUAGUCCAGCAUUAGCAUUCAUCAAACUCUAAUUUGAGUGUAACCAAAAUUGGAAUGAGUGUAACCCAAAACUGUGGUUUGCUGCAGGGUGGAUUUGAUUUAAAUUGAAUCGAUUUAAAUCACUAGUCAGCAAGACUUGAUUUAAAUCAUUAUUAUUUUUACAGAAAGACCCAUUCGUGCAUAAAUUUUCAGAGUAGUUUUUACAGUUAUCAAAAAUUACUGACUUGGUUAUACUAUUAGAAAUACAUAGAUAAUUAUGAAAUUAUUGUGAGGUUUAAUAAGUUAACUCUUUAUAUUUGGACAACGUUUCUGCUAUUCCAACGUUAUUGGAAGGAGAAAAAUAAUCAUAAGUAAUCAUUUAAACAAUUUAUUUAACUAAAACAAUAACAUUAUAGAAUAUGUAUCCAUGUUUGUUAACUGAUGUGUAUAAACAAAACUUAGACUGAGUUUUAGCACGCAUAAAAAACUUAAAACAAAUUCUUAUUUCCUGAUAAAUAGCCUUUGGACUAUAAUGUAACUUAGAUAGAAAAUUAUCUUUAGAAAGAUUUUUCCUCCAAAAGCAUUUUAUUUUAAAAAUCCGAUUUAAAUCAAAACAAUCCAAUUUAAAUAAAAGAAACUUUUUAUUAUUAUUAUUUUAAAAAAAUUAUUGAUUUUUAUCCACCCUGGUUAGCUGUAAACUGGGAAGUAAAUAAUUAUGUGGCAUAUGCAAGUGAAAAGGAGUGAGCAUGUUAGGACAGGGCUCAAUGCCAUAUGACAGACAUCUCCAACGUGUCGAUUGCGCGAUGGAUUUUUGUCGAUCACGACCCGCCACCCUCUCCCAUGGCCACCGGGUGCCCUCAGCAUGCGCUCAGCUGCAGCUGGAGCGACUGAGGCUCCGCUUAAGCAGGCUUGCUCACCGCUGCCGCAGCAAGCGCUCUGGCUGGCGCUGGCACCACCUCCGCCUCGCAGCUGCCUCAAGCACCCCGCCCAUCCAGCUGGCUGGCCUGGAAAGGUGUGAGGCCUGCCUCUGCCCCCUGCAAGCUGCAGCCCCAGGCAGGAAGGCAAAGACAAGGUGUGCGGGCUCCGCACAGACUGCAGUGCUGCAGAGGGAGCCACAGGAAGGGCCGUGUGAGAGAGAGACAAUGGUAUCCCUCCUCCCUCUCCCCCCUCCCCCUGGUUCCUGUGGAAAGAAAACGCCCUCUCCCUCCUAGUGGGAUGCUGAACUUUCCUCACUUUUCCAGCUCCAGCCUAGCUGCAUUUACUCGAAAGUAAGCUGCUGGCCCCGCUCCCCACAGAGCUCUUCCUCUGGUAAAGGGGGGAUUGGACAUUUUGGGGCAUGUUGACUUCCCACGUGCACCAAGAGCCCUGGGAGGGGAGGGGGCUGGUGUGAGGGUAAUAAUUUGUUAUUAUUUUUAUCAUCAUCAUCAUGAUUUAUUAUUUAUACCCCGCCCAUCUGGCUGGGUUUCCUCAGCCAAAUAUAAUACGUUUAAGUUGAAGAAUGACAAUGGGAGAGUGUGGUAGAUCACUGUUAGUUUUUGAUAUUGGAUACUAGAACGCACUGUUAGUUUUUGAUAUUGGAUACUAGAACGCAGCCUAAUGGAAGUUGGACAUGCCUGCCAUAUGACAUGUGAAGCAACCCAUACUAUUUUGGUUUCCAUAUUCAUGGUUUUCUGGGAAGUGUUAUAGCCUGCCUUAUUCUAUGAACUCUGAGCCAGUUUUAGUCAUUUUCUGUUCCCAGGGGUCCACACUGUUAAGUAAUUCAAGUAAUCAAAAGGCUUAGGAUAAGAGGCCAGUGAAAUUAGAAAUGUUUGCCUGAAAUCACAGUAAUGCACAUCCAAUAGUACCUCAAUUAGUUCACAGCUUUAAGUCAAAAGGAGGCACCUGAAUAUUUUGCAGCAUUUAGUAAUUUUGCUUAAUCUCAGUAAAAUCAACAGCUUUGACUUUCAUUCCAUGCAGAACAUUAUUGAGCCAGAAAGUGAGAAAGCAGUGAAAAAUAGGUUCAGGUUGUACAAAUGCUACCUGUUUUAUAAAGUAAGAAAGUUUAAGACUUCUGUAUCUGCAAGUUGUUAAUUGUGGUUGUUUCCUACUUGUUUUUCUGUUCCAGGAAAAAAUGAUUUUUCAGAUUCCCUGGAUGCACGCAGCACGCCAUGGGUGGGAUGUUGAAAAAGAUGCUCCUUUAUUUAGGAACUGGGCUAUUCACACAGGUAAGAGGAGCUCAGGUUUAUUGGGGCAGGUUUAUUGUGGAGGUUCUAUCUCUUCUUUCAGCGUUGUAGUGUUCUGUUUUGCUUUUCCACAUUUUCACCUUUACCCAGUGUCCCAGCUGUAGUGCAGUGAGCAGGUGGGGCUCUUGCAGCUACAAGGAUAUAGCUGCAGCUAUUUAAUCAUCUGGGGGAAACAGAUCCACACAUGCAUCCCUUUGCCUCUUCAGAGCUGCCCCCUCCAUUCCUGUUUAUGUGGCAGGGUCAUAAUAUCUAUCAGAGGCCUCUGUGCCUGGCAGCUCAUUGCUGAUUUGAUGGGCCAAAUGCGGAGAGGUUUGGAGUAUACUUGAGCAAGCAGCUGCUGUGUGUGUCUUACAGGGUGUCCAGAACUUCUCGGUCUGAUUGUAAGGAUCCCUGAAUAUGAAGGGUCCCUAAUUCAUAAAAAGCAACACUCUAGAGGUCCUGGGCCCUAAGGAAGUCAGAUUAGCCUCAACCAGGGCCAGGGCCUUUUCAGCACUGGCUCCGGCCUGGUGGAACGCUCUGUCUCAUGCGGAAAGAAAUCAGAUCCCGCAGGGCCUGUAAGACAGAGUUGUUCCUCCUGGCCUUUGGCUUGGAAUCAGCCUGAUCCCCUCCCCCUCUUUCCUUUUCCUUCUGUGAUGGGACCCCUAUUUGGGGACUUCCCUGGCUUUUUUCUGGCCCACGUAGGACCAGUCUGGCUAGUUGGCCUUGGUGAAGAUUUUACGUUUUCUCCCCACAAACAGUUUUUGAUCUGGGCUUCCACUGAAAUGAGGCGGCAUUUUAAGUUGUAUUUUAAUCCUGUUUUUAAGUUGUAUUUUAAUCAAUUGUUUUUAUACCUGAUGUUAGCCGCCCUGAGCCCGGUCUUGGCCAGGGAGGGCGGGGUAUAAAUAACAUUAUUAUUAAUAUUAUUAAUAUUAUUAUUAAUAUUAUUAUUAAUAUUAUAAUCAUCAUUAUUAUUACAGUGGUACCUCGGGUUACAUACGCUUCAGGUUACAUACGCUUCAGAUUACAGACUCCACUAACCCAGAAAUAGUGCUUCAGGUUAAGAACUUUGCUUCAGGAUGAGAACAGAAAUUGUGCUCUGGCGGUGCGGCAGCAGCAGGAGGCUCCAUUAGCUAAAGUGGUGCUUCAGGUUAAGAACAGUUUCAGGUUAAGAACGGACCUCCAGAAUGAAUUAAGUACUUAACCUGAGGUACCACUGUAUUUAUUAGCAUAAGGUGUGUCAUACCACGAAUCCCGUUUUUCUUUCUUUAUUAGGGAAGUUCCAGCCAGGAGUUGAUAAACCAGACCCAAAGACAUGGAAGGCAAACUUUCGAUGUGCUAUGAACUCCUUACCCGAUAUUGAAGAAGUCAAGGACAAAAGCAUAAAGAAAGGAAAUAAUGCCUUCCGGGUAUACCGGAUGCUGCCGUUAUCUGAGAGGCCUUCAAAGAAAGGUAAAGGAGAGGAACAUUGCGGAUAUUCUGGAGAUCGAGAGAGCCAUGCUGAUAGUGGGCUGCUUCCUACAUUAGUCAGAUUGUCUCCUUUAUAGCAGGCACACUUGGUCUUUAACAUCCUCGCUAAUAAUAAUAAAUUGUGCAACGUCUUCACUUCUGUGCCUCACAAAAAGAGCAAAACAUUAACAAAUAAAAACGCUUCUUAAUACAAGAGAAAUAUAUAUACAAAAUAAAUACACACUGGGCAAGAUUACCUGGUUGGCACAAGACUGUGUAUAUCUGCCUGUCAUGUGUCAGGUCAGGCAAGAUACUCACAGGGAUGAGAAGACAAAAGAUGUAGCAGUAGCUCCAUGGUUUUAGGAGCAACUAGUUUUUCCUUGAAUUCCAAAUUUAGUGGGGCAUCUUGCUCCUCACCCCAGUUGACGGUUUUGCAGGGUAAGCUGCAGGCAGUACUGCUGUCCACGUUUCCUUAAUUUCAUUACGGUUCGAAUAGGUAGUCUAGGCCAUUUCAAGUACCACGUAAAUUAUAAUUAUGAUCAACAUUGAGUCCAGUGACUUUCCAAGUUGGAGUAUGUUGGGGCUAGGCAGAAUUGUCCAGUCUUACCAGGAAAUGAUUGUAAAACAAUAAAUGAAUCCUUACAUUUCUACAGGAAAGAAACCCAAGGAAGACAAAAUGAAACAAAUUAAGGUAAAUAUCUCAUCAUUUCAUAGACAAAUUACGGUUGAUGAUUGGAAGAUGAAUGGAGAUUCAUGACACAGUGUCUUGCCAACCUGUGAAGAAAUUGGGUUUUACUGGUUGGUCUAUGUGGGUUUAUGGGGUUAACUGAGAUUCUAGCAAGCAUUGCCUCUACUCUUUCAAGCCUAUGUUCACACACAGGCUUAAGGGAUAGACAAUUGCUUUAAAAAGAAAGGAAAGCUGAAAACUUUUGUGCAGACUACUAUUACUGCACUUUUUUGUAUUCCCAUGUGAUCAUGCUGAAAUAUAUACAAAACCUUUAUAUCACCUACUAGGAAUGAGAGAUUCCCCUCAGUUGAUGGGCAUUUAAUUUUAUUCUUACCCUUCUCCAUCCAAAUAUGGAACAGAAGAGCUGUCCAAAUCUUACACUGAAACAAAACAAAAACGAAACGCAAAUGUUUCUGUCUGAAUUGGGCCUCCUAUCCUUAUACACUUGUACCAGCAGGAGCAGGUCUUGUAAAAGGCAUUUCCUUGCCUGCUUUCUGUCUCUUGCUCUCUGGGAGCAUGGAUUUUCCAAACAGAGAACAUGUGCCACUGAAACACAUUUUGUGGAUGCAAAGUUCAGGUGCUUUUCUAAGGAACUAAGAGGACGUGUUUACGUAGUGACUGGCUCUCACGAUUAUCCUGCAUUCUCUGCUCAUAUCACUAAAAUGCACUUGGAAAGCUACAAUGAAUAUUUAAUAGGAAUAAAUGUUUCAGGCAGCGCCUCACCCUUGCAACUCUGUAAUGUUGAAUUUUUCAUUACAAACCAUGCAUUAACAUUUCUUGGAAGGCACCUUGUGAAUUUCACACUUUGCUUUUAUGUAUGAAAAGGGCUGGGAAAGGUUGCUGUUUCAGUCUGAUCUUGGGAAGCUUAAACAGCCAUUCGGCUUUCAUUUAGGCCUACCAUCAUGGCUGAGAAGGGUGUGUCAGGGACAAAGGGUAGGGAAAGGUUAACGAAGGAUAGUCAGGAGAUACUGUAUUUUUUGCUCUAUAAGACUCACUUUUUCCCUCCUAAAAAGUAAGGGGAAAUGUGUGUGCGUCUUAUGGAGUGAAUGCAGGCUGCGCAGCUAUCCCAGAAGCCAGAACAGCAAGAGGGAUUGCUGCUUUUGCUGCGCAGCGAUCCCUCUUGCUGUUCUGGCUUCUGACAUUCAGAAUAUUUUUUUUCUUGUUUUCCUCCUCCAAACACUAGGUGCGUCUUGUGGUCUGGUGUGUCUUAUAGAGCGAAAAAUACGGUAGCUCUUCUGUAUACUCAACAAUCUUAACACACUUCCAUUUUUUUAUUUUUUUCCCCAGCAAGAGCCAGAGGAAUCGUCAUAUGAACUGAGUAAUGGAACAUGCCAGGGGUUUUCUGAUUACUGCUUAUCUCCAGCAAUAAAAGCUGAAGUCGACAGCACAAUAAACAUUGUAGGUAAGUCGCCCCAGCACAUUCCUUUUCGUAUCUGGUAAACUCUUACUGCACUAACUGUAGCCUUUAAAGUUCAGUUUCACUAUACUGUUGGUAACACGGUGGAAUUACAGCAACAGGAGUUCGUAUUUUGAUGUGCCUAAUAAUAUUUUGCUUUAUUUGAGAACUCUUAAGAACAAAUGUGGACAUGAAAUUUAAUGGUUUAUUUAGCUCGAGUGGGUCUCAGUAGUAAUCCUUCUCACCAGUGAAAAAACACUACAGGAACUUUGAAAGCACUUUUCAGCUAAAGUAGGAAUCCAGCAUCGUAACACCCUAACAAGGUGACGGGGAAGGAGAUGAAAUAGAAGAAUUUUUGUGGCUAGACCAUCAUUUUCCAUGUUAAACUAAGAAACAGGAAAUACUUUUCAUCAUGAAUGAAAGGUCAUUUUAAUUAUAGUAUAUUUCAUAUCAAGGGAAGGGUAAUUAAAACUGAUGCACUUAUUUGAAUGUUCUGGUAUAUACAUUAUGCUGGUCCCAGCAAACCAAGGUUUGCAGAUCAGGAAUUUGCUCCCCUCUCUUCCUCAUAGUCAAACCUUCCAUCUGAUUCCUAACCAAGUCCCCUCUUAACCAUGUCUUCAAACCCUGGUUUCAGAUGUUGGUUGAGAUGGGACAAGUUUAAGACUCUACAUAGUGUACCAAUCUUAGGGCUAGAUCUCCAGCCAUUGUGAAGUUACAGUCCAUAACAGUGCUUUUUGCUUGACUGUAAUGUAUGCUCUUUAUUAAUGCAGGCACGGGUAAUCAUCAUGAUUCUUUCUUGUUAUCAUGCAAAGUUGUAGGAGAUUCGCAUUUUGAGUGUGGUUCUGAGGAUCAUAUGAUAGUUCCCAAUCCACCUGAUGUUUGCCAAGUAGUGGAAGUGACAACAGAAUGUGAUGACCAACCCAGCAGUGUGAGUCAGUUGUAUCCACUACAGAUCUCCCCAGUCUCCUCCUAUGCAGGUAAGAAAGAUUGCACUCGCAAAAGAACUUGGGGUCUUGGUUUCAGUCAGUGCCAUGUUUUAACUUUUGGUAGGUAGGUGCUUUUCUUUUCUAUUUUAGAAUAGUUGUCAGAUUCUUUUAGUGCUUGGGUUCUGCUAAACACAGGUAUUAUUUCUUCUGAGAAACAAAAGACCUAAACCUGCUGUAAAACACAGAAACGAAAUACUUAUUAAAAUUAUCCUUUACAUAUAUGUUCAGUAAACCUCACUCAGUGUGCAAAAAAUAUGUUUUUAGCGGUUUCUGUUUUUAUCUGUAAGCCACCUUGAGUCCCUUUCAUGGGGAAAGGCAGGGUAUAAACAAGUAUAUAAUAAUAAUACACAAGUGUGCAUGGUGUCACAACCAAGAUGAUUGCAAAUGUGGCUUCUUAGGAAAAGCUCCAUUUUGGCUUUCACUGAGAAAAGUGGAGUAUACAUUUCAGUAUGUAUGCGUGUAUAAAUAAAAUUACUUGAGAUGUGAGGAAUGGGAACCGAAGGGCAAGAGGCUUUCUUACACAGGGUUCAAGAGAACAUUGUUUGCCUGAAUUGUCUCUGUGCUGCUGCAUCUAGGAAUUAAAGGCUGAUACAUGUACUUGUACAUGAAAUCCUGUUAUGUGACAGAGAAAAUUGUGGGAUGUAUAAGCUAUACCACAGACAAAGGCUUGGUUCUGGGGGACAUUAUGGAGCAGGAAACCUAAUACACUACCAGUUUGUGUGUGUUUUAAAAAGGCCUUGAGGCUGCAUGUUCUAGAUAAAUAUUAUCAAGUGAAAGAAGUUUCGUUGCUUCUUGGGUGUGGGUGCCGAUAGCACUGCUUGGAGGUCAGCCAGAAGAAUGUGCAAAGACUGAUGUAUGUUUAUGUCUGUAGCUCCAGAGGUGGUUGAGAAGGGGCUGUUGACCAUGCAGCAGGCCGGGUUCUAGCAGUGUCCCCCUUUUGACCCUCAAAUAGAAAGUUUUGCAUCCUCUUUACCAACUUCUGAUUCUAGUAUAAUCUUGUCCUAGUAAAGUGACUUUUUUUGUCUGGCACUGUUGUGGCAUUUCAGUGGUAUAGCUGCCUCACACUGAGUCAGACCAUCAACCUCAGUAUUAGCCAAUCUAAUUGGCUGCAAGUGUCCAGGGUAUCUGGGGGGGGGGUGGUCCUCUCCCUGCCCAAACUGGAGAUACAAGGGAUUGAACAUUGGGGCAUCUGAUGCUCCCAGCCCUUCCCCACAUGGAGUCGCUGGUUCUGGAGAAACCUCAUAAUGCUGACAUGGAAUCCAUGAUUGAAUAAGAGGAAACAUCCUGUUACAUGGUUUAUUGACAAUCAAUAUGUCACAUGUUUUCAGUAUGCAUAUUUUUAUCCACAGAAAGUGAGACAACAGACAGCAUACCAAGUGACGAAGAAAGUGCACAGGUAAGCAAAGGAAUAGAAUAUAUUUCAUGAGUCUUUUAUUCCUUUUCCCGCCCCCUUCCCUAAUAUGCUUCAGUCCAUUUCUUCUGUGAAUUGAAUGGUAGCAAGGUAGAGGUGUUUGUUUGCUGGUUUAGGAAUUUCUGCCCCUCCUUCCAUCUACAAAGGCCCUGGAGGCAGCCCACAACAGAAUAAAAAUAUACAAUAAAAUUAAAGCCAUAGCCAUAAGAUUAAAACACUGGUGUGGCAUUAGCAUAGCAGAGAGAAACCCAACCAUUAAAAUAAUCCAAAUGCCUGGCCAAAAAUAAAAAUAAAAGUAUUCAGCAUUCACCUGAAGACUGAAAUGGUGGGAGCCAACUAGGCCUCUUAAGGGGGAGGGAGUUCCACAGACUGCUAUCCCAGAACCUACUUCAGAGCAGGGCCACUGAAAUAACUGAGAUGGUUUUGGGGUGUUAAAAUUUAAGGAUUUUAACUUAAGAGCCAUUCACUUUCUACUCAAAAGCCCCCAGGGGUGUAUGCUGCUAGCAGAGGCAACCAUGCCAUGUUGCUCACCCACGUGGUAAAUAAAUAAACGCUCUGCUUCAGCCAAUGGCUAUAACCACUUUGCUUCAGCUUACGAUGCUGAACCGUCGAAGCAGUACUAAAAAUACAGCCAUGACGAGGCGUUUUCAUAUUUCGGCCCUAGCACAGCAGACGGUAUUUCUACACGCAAAGUCCCUGGGGGACUUUGCUUUGCAGCUGCUCCUUCUCCACGAGGGAAGUGGAAUCUCAAAGUUAGCACAACUCCUCUGGAGCGCCAGCCGCACACAAGCAGUUCUCAGUAGCAACCCUGUUGCUGGAGAAACCUUAGAAUUACUCCAGAGGCAGCAUUUUUCAAGCAUUCUAGCUCAGCUGGGCUUGCAAAUUGGGCCGAGUUGUGGUAGAAGUUGAUACAAUCAGUUCAAGGUGCCUUGGUAUCAAUGCAAAGAGUGUGCCCUUGCAUUAAUCUCCGGGUGCCAGCAUUGCUGGAUCAGGGCCUCUCUAGCACCCGCACGACACAGUUGUGCUGCACAACUGCUGUGCCAUGUCAGCAGAGGCUAGAAGAGGCCAAAGCUUCCUUACGUAGUGUUCUGGGGUGCUUUUUUUGACCCAGAACAGCCAUUGGGGCUGGUGUGUAUCUGCACCAGGUGUAGCUAAUUAUCAUUGAAAACUGCAUGUCUUUUUGCUUACCUUCACACUUCAGGAGUCAUGGUGUUUGCAAGUUAAUGCACUGCUGCAGCAAUCUGUAAUAGGACACUUUUUUCUCCUUCAAAAUGAGCAGUGAAGUCUUUCAGUUGGGUACUGCUACAAACAAACAACUGUGCAUAACAUUUUCCGACUAUGAAAGCUAGUUGUAGCUUGCUUGUUUGUCGUAUCUUGGUUGCAAGCUGCCACUUUUGGAUUUCCUGAGCUCACAUGUGGUUGAACACAAUGGCAGGAAGUUCUCCUAGCCAUGAUGGAAAGCUUUCUUACACAUGUGGUACCUGCAAAUACCAAAAGUAUUUCUGUCCAGCCUCACAGUCACUUCUUGUAUGAGAGAAAAAACAUUCUUCACUAUAGCUUCUGUAGCUGAUUUUUGUUGUCAACCCUGCAACUGGGCAGGUUAAGUCUUAAGUGUGUAUGUUUAUGUAUGCUUACAAUGUGUACUGCGUCAGUGAAACUCUGUAGACUUUCCUCCUUCACCACACAGAAGCUGGAUGGUCAAGGAGAGGGAGUGUACCAUUGCUCCACCCCUGACAUUGGCAUGUGCACCAGCUCCCUGACCACUGUGUAGUCGGUGACAGGUUCGAAUGGGGUGCCUAGGCAGUCAGGAACCCUGGGCAAUUGGGGGUUUCCGGUUGCCAUAAAGAAGCUACAAACGCACACCCAGACUUUCCCCAGAUGUAUGAAAGUCAGGAUGAUAAGAGAGUGCAUGUGGCAGUGUAGGAGCACUUCUGCCACAUGCUGGAGGACCUUUUAUCGCACCUCACUUGGCAUGGCCAAGCAAAGGAGCCUAGGGCCAAUUGUGCAAGGAAGGGAGUCAGUAAGGCCCAAAACAAACAGGUUGCAAUAUGGAGCACCGUUGAGGGAGAGAGGAAACUGCCUUGCAUUCUUGUACCCUCAACACUAUGACAACAGUCAUCCUACAAGUGUGGUUAUUGCCUCCUCUACAACAAAUGACUUUUCCAAGUGCAAGAGGUGUCCUGAUUAUGUUGUAUGUGGGAUGAAUAAAACCCUCUUGUCUCUUCUCUGCAGGGUCAUCUUCACUGGCAAAAGGAAAACGUUGGCGGCAAACAAUACUACAGCAACUUGGGGACCAGGAACUCCCCUUACCCGCUUCCUGGGAUGGCUACUUUUGUGACUUCCAACAAGCCUGACCUCCAGGUCACCAUUAAGGAAGAAGCCUGUCCCUUGCCUUACAACAGCUCGUGGCCUUUCCCAGAGCUCCCUCUGCAACAAAUCGUGUGCUCGGCUUCCACCAGCUACAGCAACAGCAACAGGCCACCGGAUCACGAGAACCGGGCCAGCGUCAUCAAGAAAACGUCAGAUAUUACUCAGUCAAGAGUCAAGAGCAGCUAAGCCACAUAAACGGGCAGGUUCUUGGCAGAUUCUCUGUUGUGGCUUUGAGGAGCACAUCUAAUGUACAUUCAGCAAACCGAAGAGAGAAGAGCCUUGACAGUGCGGAACACGACCGUGUCCAACUCCAGCACUGGAGCAUUUUAAACUCAGGACUCCAACCAACAGAAUGUAGACGUGAAGCUGGACAGAGGUCCAAGGUUACAGCCCAGGGAGAGGAAAGCCACCCUGGUAGAUUCCAAGGCUGAAACAAGAGGACCAAGAGCCCCUCCCCAAAUGAAGUUCCUCCAUUUCUUGCAGUUCAGGCCACAAUGGAACUGAAAACCUCGGAAUGGAAAGAAAAAUGUGAACUUGCUUGAUUUUUGUUUUUUUCCAGAAUCAGUUGUGAAUAUGUACAUAAUGCAGUGCUGUCCUAGCAAUACUGCAGACUGCUUUCGCACCUUAUUGAAAAAAAGAAAAAGCACUUGCAAAAAAGGCCUUUCAUUAUCUUGCUCUUAUUAAUGGCACACUUAAAGUCCCUUCUUCCCCACCCUCAACUUCGCUCUUUCCCAGGGCUCUUCUGGCUAAUGUCGCCUUGGAGUAUGGAAAAAGAAUCAAAUAGGAAAGUAAAACCUCCUCCUGUACAUUUCGCAGGUUGUUUUUAAGAGUGCUUACCUUAUACUUGUCUAAUCUGCUAUGCUUGAAAGCUGUGUGGUACAAUAGAAGAAAAUCUAUUACAGAUAUAUUAUGCAAAUUCCCAGGUUUUAAAGAGAGAGAGAAAUACUCUAAUUCUAACCAGAGUAAGCUUUUUUAUUUUUUUAUACAGUGGGAUAUUUUAUUCAAAGUAAAAUUCUAAAGUGAAUAUUAAUUGUUUUACUUUUUUAUCUUUUCUACAGCAAAUUUAUAAUUUUACAAUUCAGUGACUUGGUUGUCAGCAACCAUCGCAUCUUUGUGGCACAUUUUCUUUUUUUUCUUUUUUUCCCUUUUUUUCCUUUUUUCUUUUCUUUUUUACAGUUUGUAAAGGUGAAAUAGCUUUUAAUGAAUUUUAUGUAGCAAUCAAACUAUCCUGUGGAUUGAUAAUAAAUAUUAUAUAUAAAUAAGUUUUUAAAUAAACACGUUUUCUUUGGUGUGUGGGAUUUAAUAUAUAUAUAUAUAUAUAAGAUAAAACACUUCCCAAAGGGAUCGUGUAAAAAAGUUAAGGGGGCAAUUACUUUCAUGUUCUGAAAACAAAAGAUGCCAAAAUAUAUGAUGUGUGUUCCAUUGAUUGAGAGGCACUUUGGGGCACGUUCCAGGCUAUAGCAGAGGCAGGAGGAAUAAAUGAUAACUUUUGCUGGAUUAUAGCUGUUGUUUUUUAGAUUAGGUUAAGUGGAAUUUCUUAAGUGCUUCAGGUACAUUCGGUGUCAAAAGUUAUUUACAGUGCACAGAAUGCUUACCAAGAAAUCCUGCACACAGACCAGUUUUACUAAUUUGAGACAGAAGAUUUGCUUGAGAGAUACAGUUAGAACAAAUUGAAUGCUAAAGAACUAUAAGGUGCACAUCUAUAAGGAGACAGGUAACUCCUGUCUACAAAAGCCAGCAUGGUAGUUUAAUUUUGCAGUGAGGCAAUAAAAGCUGUAAUAAUUUCUGCUGGAAAUCCUGCUGCUUAGGCUUUCUGUUUUGGUAUCCCAUAACUGGGAUACUUCUUAAAAUCUGGCUUUCUUAACCACUUUAGAAACAUGGGUGAACACAGCAGUGCUAUUUUUCAAGAAGAAAAGGUGAUGGAUCUCAACAGCAAUGGUGCCUACCUGAGAGGGGCUGGGACUGAGUUCUGGCAGGUUCCCGCUGAAAGAAAAGCCCUGGAACAGAGAAUCCCAAUUAGUGUUAACUGUGGAUAGUAUCAAUGAAGAGAUUCUAGGCAGUGAGUCAAGGCUUGUCCUAGAUACGUAAAACGUAUUUAUACUAAAGUUCAGAAUCUGACUCUCGGGCAAUUCUCAAGGUGGCUUAUGACAAUAAAUCAUCAGUAACCAUGAAACCAAUACAUAAAUUAUUAUGAAUGUGGCUGCAGUUCUCAUGAUGAAGCAGUCGCCUUACUUAAAGGCAUUCAGCACAGGUACAGAUUAGACCCACAUUCGUUUAUGGUUUAUAUAAUAUAUGAAGCAUCUCCUAAAAUGUCAGUUGCUUGGGGUAUAGAUUAAUCUGCCGCAUAACCCAAAGUUUUCACACAUGAAGCGUAAAGCAUUUUUGUGCUACAUGAUGUCCUCCUCCCUCCAAAAAUAAAACCUAUCAAUCAGAAUGCU
Podarcis lilfordi (Lilford's wall lizard) is the source of this 39692-nucleotide messenger RNA. The record is from the annotation of a GenBank genome assembly. NCBI's taxonomy places the organism in Eukaryota, Metazoa, Chordata, Lepidosauria, Squamata, Lacertidae.